Messenger RNA from Ylistrum balloti, 2041 nucleotides. RefSeq lists its product as uncharacterized. The coding region runs from base 604 to 1281 and encodes 225 amino acids. The transcript has a single exon. Lineage: Eukaryota; Metazoa; Mollusca; Bivalvia; Pectinida; Pectinidae. The record is from RefSeq and is a predicted model, not a curated record.
ACUCUCUGCCAAGUGUUCUAACGACCAGCUGUGAGUCGUCUGUAGCCAUGUACACAGUCGACCUGACCAGCUGAGUUUAUUUACACAUGAACUGGAUAAGUUAUAAGUAUACACCUCUGUCACACACGGUGCAGUAGUGCGGAAACUACCGCCGAAACAGAAGCCCUGUGUGCUCUUCAUCAUUAAUGUGGGUGUGUACUUACUUCUGGCACCUCGUCAAAACACUCGUCUUUUUUUCUUCUGAAUAGCAUCGCCAUUACAAAACGAACAAAACACAGAAGGGGCUUAGUGAUUAUGUGUGGAAAAUAUUCAAGUCAGUUGUAAAGGAAUAGUUUCAUAUAUACAUCACCGGGAGGUAUUUCUGAGGUAUAUUUAAGAUAUCUCAGCAUAGAGCCUUAUAUCUUCACAUGAUACACAGACGAUACCAGCACGUGUAAAAUCCAUCUAAACACUCGGCCGGUAAAUGCACGUGAACAACAAACAUUUCAUGAUAUGCGCAGUUAUAUCUAACUUUUUGAGGCACAUACAAGUCUAAAACACGAGAAGAUUUAUUACGAGAUUUUGUGUCAAUUGUUCUGUGUAUCAUCGCCUUCAUUACGAAAAAUGGCAGGGGCUGUGGAACUUCCUAGACUGACCGAGGGCUAUCUUGGACCUCAGGCCAAAUUCUUCCCCUACGGUCUGACUACCUUGACCCAUCCGGAACCGGUCAUCCAUUCCGAUUCCAACAGAAUUGAGAUUAUCAUCGGGACAUGUGAAAAGAUGCGAUGCAUGACGAAACUGCUCGGGGUGAAUCCUAAAGGAGAGUGUAACCAGUUUGUGUUUACACAAACUGAUGAUGCAGGGUUCCAUUUUAUUAUUGCAGUACCCAGAACUGGAUUUUUUAAGUUACAGAUAUAUGCCCUGCCAAAUAAUGAGGCUGGACCGAAUAUGAUAAACGUUUACAAUUAUUUACUGAAUAUCCAGCAGAUAGAUAACUACGUGGAAUCGUUUCCGAAGCAGUACCCACUCUGGAAACAGGAGGGCUGUUACCUGUACGAACCUUUCAUGAUCAUGAAGGGCAAUCGUGACCCUGUCAAGUUCCGUUACUUGAUACCACGUGCUGUAAACGUGCAGAUGAAGGUUGGGGAGGAUUGGAAUGAACUGGAGAAGGUGGACGACAGCGGUAUUUAUGAGGGUGUCGUUGACUUUAGUCAAGGCUAUCCUGCAGGCACAAAGGUCAGACUUAAUGUGAAAUCGGGACGGAGUCACAAAUAUGACAUUCUUCUGGAGUACACUAUUUGAGAUUUGAAAUGGUUUUUGGGACGUACAUUGUAUAAUACAGAUAUUUUAACUAUAUACAUCCUUGUCAGGUUGGACGACUAUCAGUGCUAAUAAAAGUGCAAAAAUGCACGUGCAUGCUUGACGUCAAAACGGAUUAUGGAGUGCAUAGACGAUGUUGGCUUUAUUACACACAUUUUCUCGUGAAAUAGAGCUCGGAAUCUGUUCAGAAGGAAUUCUGACGCCCCUGUACAUAACACAGGUAGAUAUCCAGUCUUCCCUAUCUCUGGUGCCACUACAAUAUAUGACUUUUUCACUGUCUGUGUGUCACCUGUUUUCGGCAUGACUCGCGAUCUAAAUUUUGUAUAAAGAGCAGCUGCGUGACGAGUUAUUUAUCGAUAAGCCUUUGGAUGUCUUGGUUAAGCCUCAAAGAGUUUGCACAUACAUUUUCAGAAUAAAAGUAAUGACAAUUAUUAGGUUUUGAGUUUCUAUCCGCUUUCCUGUAUUUAUGCUGAGUAUUCUCGUGUCAGUAUGAGUUCCAUGUAGCGAUUUUUUCCUUUGAUUUGUAUAUUUAUAUAUUUCGCUGUACCACUGGAAAGUUUUAAGUGUUAACAACCAACACACGUCGGUGAAACUGGUUGAUGUUUGGAUUUACGGACAGUUGGCGACACAAGUACAGCUCAUAGUUUACGUGAAUAUUCUGUUAUUGCAAAUUACGUGCAGACUGGCAUCACUGACACAUCUGUUAAUUUGUCGAAUGCUUGUAUAAAUUAUAUAGAUAUCA